This is a messenger RNA of Mobula hypostoma (lesser devil ray), 2742 nucleotides long. It is a transcript of the gene aasdhppt, whose product is annotated as aminoadipate-semialdehyde dehydrogenase-phosphopantetheinyl transferase. The transcript has 6 exons. Gene Ontology annotation, cellular component: cytosol. The coding region runs from base 91 to 1029 and encodes 312 amino acids. The record is from RefSeq and is a predicted model, not a curated record. Gene Ontology annotation, molecular function: magnesium ion binding; holo-[acyl-carrier-protein] synthase activity. NCBI's taxonomy places the organism in Eukaryota, Metazoa, Chordata, Chondrichthyes, Myliobatiformes, Myliobatidae.
GUGAGAAUGGAGCGGUGCUGAAGGGGUUGUUGCGGAGCGUUUGGGCAAUGGCCGGCCUGCUUUCCUGGCGGGGUGGUGGCCCUAAAGGGCAUGAGAUUGUGUAAGGAGGCGGCAGCGGCGGCCUGGCUCAGCUCGAAGAUGGAGCGGGUGCGCUGGGCUUUCAGCUUUGGCUCCUGGCAGCCCCGCUGCUCCGAGUGGUUGCUGGCAGCCCGCAGUGUACCAGAGGAGGAGAGAGAGCGCAUCGACAAGUUUGUCUUCGCCAAAGACGCCAAGGCCGCCAUGAGCGGACAUCUCCUGAUCAGGAAAUUAAUUGCUGAAAAGCUGAAGAUACCUUGGAAUGAAAUCCAAUUAAAACGGACAGCCAAAGGAAAACCAUUUCUAGCCCAUCCUAUCCUUGACGCGAUCCCAAAUUUUAACUUCAAUAUUUCACAUCAAGGAGAUUACUCUGUUCUGGCAGCAGAGUCUGCUUUUCAGGUCGGUGUAGAUAUCAUGAAGACUGAAUUUCCAGGUAGCAGCUCUGUUGCAGAGUUUUUCCGAAUUAUGAAUAGACAGUUCACAGUUCACGAAUGGAAUACCAUCAAUAUGGCAGGUGAUGAAUGGUCACAACUGGACAUGUUUCACAGAUACUGGACUUUGAAAGAAAGCUUUAUAAAGGCAAUCGGAGUUGGAAUUGCAUUUGAUCUACAGAGGAUUGAGUUCCAUGUCUCACCAUUACGUUUGGAAGAAGGCCAGAUUUAUAAGGAGACAAUAAUGUUUUUGGAUGGAGAGCAGGAAGAGGACUGGGUGUUUGAGGAAACUAUGCUGGAUGAUCGUCAUCAUGUUGCUGUUGCACUUGGCAAAGAAGACACCUUUGGCAAAUGCCCUGCACAGGUACAAGAGGAUAAUCAGGAACUAUCUAAAUUCAUACUUCUGACUUAUGAGGAUCUAAUUUCAUCAGCUAUUACUAUGGCACCAGAAGAUCCUGCCUACUGGAACAACUUUAAAGCCAAAAAAGAAAGACCAGGUCGCCAGCGUCAGAUGCCAGUAUAGCUAAUUACUAUAAGUAGUAGUGUGAAACCUACUGGUUUUGUCAAAGAUGUUGGGUUUGAAAUUCUGAUUCCUGACUAAAUGUAUGAUAAUGAUAUGUUAAUGGCUUUUUGUAAAGCACAUAUUACAGUUUUACAGUCAAUAUUAAGUAUACAACAGAAUAAAUAUAUACAACUAAAAUUUCUUACGAUCCAUGAAGGAACCCACAUUAUUUCAGAAUACUAAUAAUGCCUCUAAGAUUUUGGGGUGUAUUCUGAAGUGUAUGUACUUCAGGUAACCAAUGUUUCCUUAGAACAAGGGUUCCCAACCUGGGGUCCACAGACUCCUUGCUUAAUGGUUGGGAACCCCUUCCUUAGAAACUUCUCUGAAUUGCACAUCAAAGGCAGAGAUGACUGAUAAGAAGGUGCCACAUAAAAGAUGGUAUUAGAGAUGAUAUACUGCCAGAAAAACUGAUUCACAAAUGGUAAACAAUAGUUAUUUUAAAGUUGGAAGGCUGUGACCAUCAGGGUCCCACAGGGAUCGGUGCCCAAGUUGUGCCAAUCUUCAUAAAUGAAACAGGUAUCCAUGUAGAUUGAUACAAAGCCAGGUGGCAGUGUGGUGAUAAUGCAGAGCGGCUUCAGGGAGAGUGGUUAAAUUAAUAGACAAGGACAUGUGAAACACAGGGUAAAACAUGAGGCAGAAAAAUAGAUAAGAUUUUAGAAGUUGAAAGAUGUUGGUUUGGAAGAAUGAGGUCCUUGUUCACAAAUCACUGGCAUCAAGUGGUAGGAAAACAAAUGGUACACUGGUUCUGAUUGCAAGAGGAUUGGAGUAGUGUCUUUUUCCAAUUACACAGAGCCUUUGUCAGACUGUGUCUAUGGUGUAUAGAUCUGGGGUCUCUUCCCAAGAAAGUAUAUCUGCAGUUGAGAGAGUACAGCAAAAUUUUGUUAGAUUAUUAGAAUAGCAGGUUUUUCACAUGAGGAGACAUUACAUAAACAACAUUUAAGAGGGAGUUAGAUAUGGCCCUUGUGGCUAAAGGGAUCGGGGGUAUGGAGAGAAGGCAGGUACAGGGUUCUGAGUUGGAUGAUCAGCCAUGAUUGUACUGAAUGGCGGUGAAGGCUUGAAGGGCCGAAUGGCCUACUCCUGCACCUAUUUUUUAUGUUUCUAUGUUUCUAAGGCCUUUACUAACUUUAGAAGAAUAAAAGGUGGUCACAGAAUUCCUAGGGUGGCUGACACAUUAUUUCUUUUGGCUAGGUAUUUUGAACCAGGUCUCAUAGUCUGUAAAGUGUUGACCACUCAGAAAUGAAGAAGAAAUUUCUUCACAAGGUGGUGAAUCUUUGGAAUUAAUUGUACAAGAGGGUUGUGAAGGUAUUUCACUGAGAAUGUAUCAGAUAGAUCAAUAGAUUUUUAAAACUAUUAUUAAGGGAAUCUACAGAAACAACAUUAAUGCAGCAAAAUGGUAUUGAGAUUUUUAAAAUAUCAGCUGUCUACUCCUAACACAGAAAAUGCUGGAGAAACUCAGUAAGCCAGGCAGCAUCUUUGGAAAAGAGUACAUUCGACGUUUCGGGCCAAGACCCUUUAUCAGGACUGGAGAGGAAAAAAGAUGAUGUGUCCGAGUUAGAAGGUGGGGGUCUGCUCUGUUUUUUAUGUUCUAGUAUUUACUCCCGCAUACUUAAUCACCAUGAUUACAUUUUCCUCUCCCCAGCAAAGAAAAUGGCUUGGAUGUUCCUGGGGUUGGGG